CUAACAGUCACUGACUGAGCCUCAUCUUGAACUGGUUGAAGCGGACAGUCAGAGUAGAGAAGAGCGUUGAAACGUCUGGAUAAGGAGAGACAGAAUGGCAGACUGGAAAACUAGGGCCAUCGGUCAGCCAGAUUUCCUACAGUUUAAUAACCUGGCCUGUGAAACCGCAGGAGGGAAGGUCAUUUUUGCUACUGAUGAAUGGUUUGCCCCCGCGCAAAAUCUUUUAAAGAGAGAACCAGUGGAGUUCAGAGCCUCUGCCUUCACAGAGUUUGGGAAAUGGAUGGACGGCUGGGAGACCAGGAGGAAAAGAAUUCCAGGCCAUGACUGGUGCAUCAUCCAGCUCGGGGUUCCAGGUGUUAUACAUGGGUUUGAUGUGGACACUUCUUUCUUCACGGGAAAUUAUGCUCCUUCCAUCUCCAUUCAGGCGUCAUGUCUUGAGACAGAUGAGUUCCCAGUACCAAGGCCUGAAGGUGACCGCACUGGAACAGCCGCUACAGAGAGGGAAUUUGAAGCUGUUGCCAAACUGCGCUCAGAGAUGUGGGAGGAACUCGUUCCAGUGAAAGAGCUGAAACCUGGCUAUCCUGAAACGUGCCACAAUUACUUCACCGUGACCUUUCCACACCGGGUCACUCACAUCCGGUUCAACAUGUACCCCGAUGGAGGGAUUGCACGACUGAGGGUCUACGGUGUGGGGCAAAGGGACUGGUCAACAGUGUCCAGCAUGAAACAGGUGGACCUGCUAUCGCUGGCCAAUGGAGGAGUGUGUCUGGGAUACAGUAAUGCCCACUUUGGGCACCCACGCAACAUGAUAGGUUUGGGAAGGGCAGCCAAUAUGGGUGACGGAUGGGAGACGGCCAGACGGCUGGACAGACCGCGAGUCCUAAAGGCGAACAAGGAGGGAAUGCUGCAAGUGCCUGGCAGCGAGUGGGCUGUCUUCAGACUGGGACACCCUGGAGCGAUCAGUCUCAUUGAGAUAGACACCAACCAUUUCAAAGGAAAUUUCCCGGACUCGUGUAAAAUCGAAGCUUGUAGUUUGACCUCUGAGGCGGAGGAGCAUUGCCUUAGGGAGGGGUGGGGAAGUGGACAAGCAGUGAAGUGGAGAACCCUGCUGCCUCCUCAGAAGCUUAAACCACACCAGAGGCAGUUCUUCUCUGGAGAUGCUCUGGAACUGACGGAGGCUGUAUCGCAUAUACGCCUGACCAUCGCCCCAGAUGGGGGGGUUAGCAGGUUGCGACUCUGGGGUCGGCCAAAGCCGGCCUUCAGCAACCCUACAAGUAAACUUUAAGUGGUGACCACAUUUUAACUACCUGCCAGUCGCACUUGGGCGUCAGACAAGUAGACAUUUAUGAUAAGAAGCUCAUUUGAAUUUUUAUCAGUGGAAAAUAGUCCACUUUUGUGUUGUUAAGAUGCCAUCACAGACUAUCAAAAUGCCAAAAUGUGCUUUUGAAUAUCUCUGAAAAAGUGAAGAAUGAUGGAAACAGCACUGUAACAUUUUCAGUAAUGGAGGCAAGGAAGCAUGAUAAUUUGCAUAUCAUUUUAAAAAAGUGCAAUUUGAAUAGUCCCCAGGAGGUGUAAUACUCGUGUGAUGGACUAAUAAAUUAUGAAUUUCUUUGAAUAGGAAAUAUGCUCGCUGUCAUUGUAGAGCAUUGUUUUUUGGUUAACAGAAACAAGGGCACGAAUGAAAACAAGAAGACAUGCUACUGUAUCUCUUAAUGUUGCACUUAGAUAAGAUGGGACCGUAAUGAGGUAAAAAUUUGCAGCUAGCUAAUUUAUCAGAAUCCGAAACUUGAAUAUAUUAAAGUCAUU
Messenger RNA from Scleropages formosus (Asian bonytongue), 1806 nucleotides. RefSeq names its product allantoicase (gene allc). The transcript is spliced from 12 exons. Lineage: Eukaryota; Metazoa; Chordata; Actinopteri; Osteoglossiformes; Osteoglossidae. The coding region runs from base 95 to 1285 and encodes 396 amino acids. Gene Ontology annotation, biological process: allantoin catabolic process. The record is from RefSeq and is a predicted model, not a curated record. Gene Ontology annotation, molecular function: allantoicase activity.